UCCACACACUCAUCACACAGUUUCAGAGCAGCCUCUAAACCAACACGGUCAGCGCGUUCUUUAAAGACAACACUAGUACCUGAGCCAUUCUAACAUUUUGAGACCACUUCAAAGAAGAACAGAAGACCGCCAGGGACGUCCCAGUUGUCCCUCCUCCACAUCAGCAACCGCAAGGAGCAAAAAGGGAAAAAAAUCAUGAAAAAGGGAAAGCAGGUGAGCAACGACAACGAGCCUCCCACCUAUCAGGAGGCAACAGCAGGCUAUGGAGAGAUGGAGGCCCAGUUUGCCUGGGAUGACAAAAACAUCAGGCGGACGUUCAUCAGGAAGGUUUACGCCAUUCUCAUGCUCCAGCUGUCCGUGACCGUGGGAAUCGUGGCUCUUUUCACAUUUUGUGCUCCCGUGAGGUUCUAUAUUCAGACUCAUCCCAGCUUGUACAUGGCAUCUUACAUCAUGUUUUUUGCCACCUACAUUGCGCUGUCCUGCUGUGGAGAACUAAGGAGGCAGUUUCCCUGGAAUGUGAUGCUGCUAGUUUGCUUUACUUUGAGCAUGGCUUUCAUGAUGGGAUUCGUGUCAAGCUUUUACAACACCAAGUCGGUGAUGCUGUGUUUGGGAAUCACUGCCCUGGUGUGCCUGUCCGUCAGCGUUUUCAGCUUCCAGAGCCGGAUCGAUGUGACGUCCUGCCAGGGGGUCCUGUUCUCUCUGACCAUGACCCUGUUCCUCUGUGCCAUCACCAUUUCUAUUGUGGUCCCUUUCGGAUACGUUCCCUGGUUACAUGCCACCUAUGCUGUGAUAGGAGCCAUCCUGUUCACACUGUUCUUGGCUUUCGACACCCAGAUGCUCUUAGGGAACAAACGCUACGCCAUAAGUCCAGAGGAAUACAUUUUUGCCACCCUCAGCCUGUACCUGGACAUCAUCUACCUGUUCAGCUUCCUGCUGCAGAUCUUGGGGGGAGGCCGAGAGUGAAGCCCGCCUUCAGCUGAACUCAUGGAACUCUUAGCUGAGACCCCGAGGAAAUGUGCACUUUUAAGCUCAGCAGUGUUGAGUUUGUUUGAUAAAGCUAUUUUGCUGGUAAUAUGAAUCUGUAUAUCUAUAUAUGUAUAUAGAAAUGUAACUUUUAUACCGGUUGUACAAUGGAUAACAUAAUAGGUGACACAGUGUCUUGCACAUAGGUACUGUAUGUGAGAGGAGACAUUUUUAAACAGCUGUGGAUGUCUUUUUGUUUUUUGAACUUAGAGUUUCAAAAUAAUCAAAGUGAACAAAAUGACAAUUUAAGAUAUGUAAAGGUGUCAGUUCAGAUUGUGGGUUGAUGGUGGCCUUUUAGGUGUGAUCUAAAUGAUUUCAGAUAGUUUCCUGUGCAAUAGAGGUUUUGUAUAUCAAAUGAAGGUGUUCAAUUUGAAUAUUCUUUUUCUAACGACAAACAGUUGUGUAUGCUUCAUUUUGACUCAACAAUAAAAGGUGACGUAAGAACUACACUGUGUGCCGUCGUCCACAACUCUUAUCUCCCCAUGGUCAGAGUUUAAAGUUGUUUUUAAUUUGUUUGUUUUUUAACAAGACCUACUGUUUCAUUAGUUUGACCGUCAAACGUGGAUGUUUUUUUUUUAGCGGUCCUAUUAACAGUAAACCAUAUAAAACUAAAUAAAUGAUAAUAAUGAUAGCCUGGUGUAUCACACA
Messenger RNA from Menidia menidia (Atlantic silverside), 1671 nucleotides. NCBI's taxonomy places the organism in Eukaryota, Metazoa, Chordata, Actinopteri, Atheriniformes, Atherinopsidae. The record is from the annotation of a GenBank genome assembly.